AAAAAGGGGCACAAUCGGCCGUCAAAGUGUUCUCUUUUGGCCGCCAACCUCCCCCGCUUCGUUUACGCUGUCCAAAGCCGCCUCCUCCAUUCUCAUUUCCACCAUUCUUCCUCCUCUCAUUUUCUCUCUCCUCCCCUGCAUAAUUCCGCCCAUUUUCUGGCCCCACCACUACACUAAUUUUACCAAAGAAUUGAAAUCCGAUUCCAAAAUCCCAUAUAAAAAUUCCCCAAAAAAUGAGCACACAGCACAAUGUCCAGUUGCUGCGCUGUGUGAUUCGCACUUUUUAGCAGAGUGAACUCCACACAAUAAUAAAAACCCACCAAAUUUUUCAAUUAAAUUAAUAUUCUUUGAAGGAAUUGAGUUAUCAUCUUUUCUUUCUCUCUUUUUUUCUCUCUCUUUCAUCACAUCUUCCGAUCCAAUAGAGGGAUUUUAGUGGUGAUAAGUUAGUCCUAAUGUUGGAAGGUAUUUCUCCUUCCUCAAGGGACUUGCCCAAUGCUUGUGGGCAAGAAAGGAAUUGGAUGUUUGAUGGAUUUAGUUUAAUGGAGACCUCGAAUUAUAAGCGUAAAUCUGAAUAUGGAGAUGAUAAUAAACUUGGUAACUCAAUCAAGUUGUUAAAAAUCAAUAAGGCAGGGGAUAUGGAAAUUGAUUUUUUAAACCUUUCACUUUCCCUGGUUGUAGAUCCAUCUGAUAGCAUCGACAAUGGUAGGGAAAUGUCUGAUACUAGCUCCCUUAUCCACCAAAUUGGAAGGGACAACUCUAUAGAUUGUGUUGCUAGGUGCUCUAGGUCUGACUAUGGGUCUAUUGCUUUGGUGAAUCGCAACUUUCGUUCUUUGAUUGAGGGAAAAGAGCUUUACAAGUUAAGGCGGCAAAUGGGUAUUGUUGAGCAUUGGAUUUACUUCUCUUGCAGCCUGCUUGAGUGGGAGGUAUUUGAUCCCAUUCGGCUUAGAUGGAAGCAUUUGCCUAUAAUGCCUUCUAAUGACUGUUUCAGGCAUUCAGACAAGGAAUCAUUGGCUGUUGGAACUGAACUAUUGCUCUUUGGAAAGGGUAUAACGUCUCAUCUCAUUUACAAAUAUAGUCUUUUGACGAAUACAUGGUCUACCGGUAUGGAGAUGAACACACCAAGGUGUUUAUUUGGUUCUGCUUCACUUGGAGAAAUUGCCAUUGUUGCUGGUGGUUGUGAUUUCUGGGGGAAUGUGUUUUCCUUAGCCGAGCUUUACAAUUCAGAUACUGGAAUGUGGACGACUCUCCCUAGCAUGAACAAAGCUAGGAAGAAAUGCUCUGCUGUUUUUAUGGAUGGGAAAUUCUAUGUGAUUGGGGGAAUCGGGGUUGACAAUUCGAAUCCUUUGACUUGUGGGGAGGUUUUUGAUUUGGAGAGAUUGACUUGGACCGAGAUACCGGAUAUGUUUCCUUUGAGGAUUGUUGAGCCAGGUGCCCCUGGGGCGUCUGCUAUGUCAGAGGCACCCCCGCUUGUCACAGUGGUGAAUAACGAGCUUUAUACAGCUGACUAUGCAAGGAAGGAAAUCAGAAAGUAUAACAAAAGCUCAAACUCAUGGGCUACGGUGGGAAGUUUGCCCGAGAGGGUAGUCUCGAUGCACGGGUGGGGUCUAGCUUUCCGAGGCUGUGGUGAUAAGCUAAUUGUUGUAGGCGGGCCUAGGGGUUUGGAAGGAGGCUACAUCGAGGUGAAUUCUUGGGCUCCCUCUGAAAGCCCGCAACAGUGGACCGUGCUUGGUAGAAAGCCCGGUGGGUUUGUGUACAAUUGUACCAUAAUGGGGUGCUAAUAAGAUUAUAGGAUUGCACCACAUUGGUGCUCUAUGAUUAUUGAUUAAGAUUGCCAAAAUGCGGAAUACCUUUGUUGGGUGGUGGUCUAUGACUCGCUUUGAAGGUUUUCUUUUGGUAUGAAAGUUCAUGCCGUUAUGCAUUGAGUUUCAUUCUGUACCAAUGAUCUGCAUAUUCUUCUUUCAGCAUCUUUGGAGAGUAUGUUGAGCAUCAGUCUCGUGCUGAACAAACACGGAUCAAUAACUCGAUGGAGUGAGCCAUUUUAGUCUGAAUCAAUUUAAUGUAGAAAGUUUUCAUUCUGGAUUUGAGGGGUUCGUUUCACUUUCCUUUUUUAUUCCUCAACAUCUGACUGUUUAAUACUUCCGUUUUUAUAAAAGCUAUAGCUUCAGUUUAACUUCA
Messenger RNA from Spinacia oleracea (spinach), 2175 nucleotides. Its product is annotated as F-box/kelch-repeat protein At1g74510. The coding region runs from base 453 to 1778 and encodes 441 amino acids. Gene Ontology annotation, cellular component: nucleus. NCBI's taxonomy places the organism in Eukaryota, Viridiplantae, Streptophyta, Magnoliopsida, Caryophyllales, Amaranthaceae. Gene Ontology annotation, molecular function: protein binding. The record is from RefSeq and is a predicted model, not a curated record. The transcript is spliced from 2 exons.